Messenger RNA from Nannospalax galili (Upper Galilee mountains blind mole rat), 4011 nucleotides. RefSeq names its product polyhomeotic homolog 2 (gene Phc2). Gene Ontology annotation, cellular component: nucleus; PRC1 complex. Gene Ontology annotation, molecular function: zinc ion binding; protein binding. Lineage: Eukaryota; Metazoa; Chordata; Mammalia; Rodentia; Spalacidae. The record is from RefSeq and is a predicted model, not a curated record. Bases 169 to 2787 code for a protein of 872 amino acids. The transcript is spliced from 15 exons.
CGCGGGCCGCGUCGGAGCUGCCUGCAGGGUGCGCGGCGGCGAGUCGAGGGGCGGGCAGAGGGGCGGCCCCGGGAGAGCGCGGCCAGGUGGAGGAGGAGCGCGGAGGCCACUGCAGCGUCCACUGCACUUCUGCCACCUGAGAGCCCUGUCUGUGCUACAUUGUAGGCCAUGGAGAAUGAACUGCCAGCUCCCCCCACAUCCAGCAGUGCCGGUGUCACCAGCAAUGCCAGUGGGGCUAGUAACAGCGGCGGCAGUAGUGGCAGUGGCCGCCCCACUGGACCCCAGAUUUCUGUGUAUAGUGGUAUUCCUGACCGGCAGACCGUGCAGGUGAUCCAGCAGGCACUGCACAGGCAGCCCAGCACAGCAGCACAGUACUUGCAGCAGAUGUAUGCUGCACAGCAGCAGCACCUCAUGCUGCAGACAGCAGCCUUGCAGCAGCAGCACCUCAGCAGCGCGCAGCUCCAGAGCCUGGCGGCAGUGCAGCAGGCAAGCCUGGUGGCCAACAGACAAGGAAGUUCUUCUGGCAACAGUGUGACCUCACAGGCCCCUGCCCAGUCUUCUUCGCUCAAUCUGGCAGCCUCCCCUGCAACAGCCCAGCUCAUCAACCGGGCGCAGAGUGUCAACUCAGCCACAGCCUCAGGCCUUGCUCAGCAGGCUGUGCUCUUGGGCAACACGUCUUCUCCAGCCUUAACUGCCAGCCAAGCACAGAUGUAUCUCAGGGCACAGAUGGACCAGCCAGGUAACCUGGUGCAGGUAGCUAGGAGCCUAGGCGGCACUGUUCCUUUGUCCCCUCAGCUCAUCUUCACGCCCACGGCCACCGUCGCUACUGUGCAGCCUGAGCUCGGCACUGGCUCCCCCGCUCGGCCCCCCACCCCUGCCCAGGUACAGAACCUGACCCUACGAACACAACAGACACCUGCUGCAGCGGCCACGGGCCCUACCCCCACUCAGCCUGUCCUGCCCAGCUUGGCCCUGAAGCCCACAUCCAGCAGUAGCCAGCCUCUGCCUGCCUCCUCACAGGGCAGAAACACUGCACAGGGUUCCCCUGCAGGUGCCAAGGCUGGUAUAACUGACAGUGUGACAGAGCCAUACAAGAAAGGAGAUGGCAGUGGGGGCAUGCCAGGGAACAUGGAAGGCCGGGCUGGGCUCAGCCGGACUGUUCCUGCUGUGACUGCUCACCCCCUCAUUGCACCAGCUUAUGCUCAACUGCAGUCACAUCAGCUCCUCCCACAGCCAUCAUCGAAGCACCUGCAGCCCCAGUUUGUGAUCCAGCAGCAGCCACAGCCACAGCAGUCACAGCCACCACGGCCUGUACCCCAAGUCCAUUCCCAUCCCCAGCUUGCCUCAGUCCCCCCAAGCCUGGCCCUACAACCCAGCUCAGAAGCCCAUGCCAUGCCACUAGGCCCAGUUACACCUACCCUGCCACUCCAGUGUCCCACUGCCCAUCUUCAUAAGCCAGGUAGCAGUCAGCAAUGCCACCCUCCCACACCAGAUGCUGGGUCUCAGAAUGGACAUCCUGAGGGCAUGUCCCAUACCCCUCAGCGAAGGUUCCAGCACACUUCAGCUGUCAUCUUACAACUGCAGCCUGCUUCUCCAGUGCCCCAGCAGUGUGCUCCUGAUGACUGGAAGGAAGUGGUGCCCGGGGAGAAGAGCGCACCCGAGACUCGGCCAGGCCCAUCCCCACACCAGCAAGCCAUUGUCACUGUCAUGCCUGGUAGCCUGCCUGUACCCAAGAGCCCCAACAUCCAGCAGUGCCCAGCUCACGAGACAGGGCAGGGCAUUGUUCAUGCACUGACCGACCUCAGCAGCCCCGGCAUGACCUCAGGGAACGGAAACUCUGCCUCCAGCAUCGCCGGCACUGCCCCCCAGAAUGGUGAGAAUAAACCACCACAGGCCAUUGUGAAACCCCAAAUCCUGACGCAUGUUAUCGAAGGGUUUGUGAUCCAGGAGGGGGCGGAGCCUUUCCCGGUGGGACGCUCGUCCCUGCUGGUGGGGAAUCUGAAGAAAAAGUAUGCACAGGGGUUCUUGCCUGAGAAGCUUCCGCAGCAGGAUCAUACCACCACCACUGACUCAGAGAUGGAGGAGCCCUACCUGCAAGAAUCCAAAGAGGAGGGCACUCCCCUCAAACUCAAGUGUGAGCUCUGUGGACGGGUGGACUUUGCCUACAAAUUCAAGCGUUCCAAGCGCUUCUGUUCCAUGGCUUGUGCAAAGAGGUAUAAUGUGGGAUGCACCAAACGAGUGGGACUUUUUCAUUCAGACCGGAGCAAGCUGCAGAAGGCAGGGGCCACAACCCACAACCGCCGUCGGGCCAGCAAGGCCAGUCUGCCUACACUUACCAAGGAUACCAAGAAGCAGCCCUCAGGCACUGUACCCCUUUCAGUUACUGCUGCCUUGCAGCUGACACACAGCCAGGAAGACUCCAGCCGGUGCUCAGAUAACUCAAGCUAUGAGGAACCCUUGUCACCCAUCUCAGCCAGCUCAUCCACCUCCCGCCGGAGACAAGGCCAGAGAGACCUGGAGCUCCCUGACAUGCACAUGAGAGAUCUGGUGGGCAUGGGACACCACUUCCUACCAAGUGAGCCCACAAAGUGGAAUGUAGAGGAUGUUUACGAAUUCAUCCGCUCUCUGCCUGGCUGCCAGGAGAUCGCAGAAGAGUUCCGGGCUCAGGAGAUUGAUGGGCAAGCUCUGCUGCUGCUCAAGGAGGACCACCUGAUGAGCGCCAUGAACAUCAAGCUGGGGCCUGCCCUGAAGAUCUAUGCGCGCAUCAGUAUGCUCAAGGACUCCUAGGGCCGCUGCACCACUGGGCAGCCAGGGUUCCAGCCCCAGGUGCCGCCUCCUGAUGGAGAGAGCCACAGACAUUCCUGAGGGACCCAGAAUGGGGCCAGUCAAAGGGAAGGGGCUCUCCCCAGGGGCGCAACAGUGAGGAGGUCUGAGUACCUCUUCAGUGGCUCUCAGGGGCCUUCCAUUUCUGUGGGAGGGGUAGAGAGGUAGGCAGCACAGAAGAUGGGGCUUUGCGCUUGUAAAUACUAAUAGCACUGGCUUCCUCCAAAGUCCCAAUGUUCUAGCCCCCCCUCUUCCCUUCUCUUUGUCCCCCAUUUUCCAGGGGGUUUGGUCAGGGCUCCCCAACCUAAGUUGGGUUACUUCCAAGGGCAGCCAGCAGGCCUGGACAGAGGUCUUGAAAGCUCUUGCCUUCUUCCCCUCCCACUUCUUUCUCUAGGCCUGGUUAACUUUCCGUUGCCAGCUUCUCCCCCUUCAGCCUGUUUCCACAGCAGCCAGGGGUUCUCCCCUACACCCUCUUCAGGUGGAGAGAGAGAAGCUGGGCCCAGUUUGGCCAUGCCUGCUGGCAUAGACGCCUUAACGCUGUGUGUAUGACUGUGUGACUGGGGGCCUGGACUGACAGGCCAUGAGCUGCCCUCUGGCAUCUCCAGGUGUUUUGUAGCAAACAGCCACUUAGUGCUUUGUCCUGGACUCCACUCAGCCUGAGGCUGGGGAAUAGAAAGAAAGGGCAGAUCCAAGAGUUGAGAUUGGAGGUCCUCUCCAGAUGGCAAGAGGUCUCUGGAAAGCCCUCCUCACACCUGACUUCCAGCAAGCCCUACUGGUUCUAAAGCAACACAGGAGUAGGCCAUGUGGUCCAGGGGCCAUGUCAGCCUGUGCCUCCUGUGGCCUGCCUGCCCAUCCUUAGAGCCCCUUCCCCCUCCAGGGGGCCGGGGGCAUAACUAAAUGGAGACACCUGGAGGCACUGUGUGUGAGGAGGAAGCCUUUGACCUUCCACUUCCAUGCUGCUUGUAAACUUCUACUGCAGUAAGGCUACCUGAAGAGGGGCAGGGCAGGAAGGGCGAGGGCGUGCCUCUGACUUGCCCUGUCCUUACCAACUCUUGGAGAAGUCAUUCUUCCCAGGAGGGGUGCGCAGUUUCUCACCUUGUUCUAUUCCCUACCCACAUCCCCAGGCAGAGUCGGAAAUGAAGGACUUUUUUAACCUUUUGUUUUUAAAAAAUAAAUCUGUAAAAUCUG